Messenger RNA from Aedes albopictus (Asian tiger mosquito), 1554 nucleotides. RefSeq lists its product as uncharacterized. Bases 140 to 1303 code for a protein of 387 amino acids. The record is from RefSeq and is a predicted model, not a curated record. NCBI's taxonomy places the organism in Eukaryota, Metazoa, Arthropoda, Insecta, Diptera, Culicidae. The transcript has 2 exons. Gene Ontology annotation, molecular function: nucleic acid binding; zinc ion binding.
ACUUGAAGAAGGCGAUUUGGUUUCACAGCUGUUCGUCACUCUUCCGAAAUCCUACGAUCCGUUUGUGACGGCUUUGGAAAACCUGGACGAAGACAAACUGACCCUGGAUCCCGUAAGAGAAAGGCUGUUGGCAGAAGAUAUGAAGAAGAGUGACCGCAUGACCGAUGUGCACAAGGACGAUCCAUUAGCGUUUGCUGGGAACAUUCGAAAGCCGUGGAAUGAACAACGAAAGGAGUCAUGGAAGUUCCGAGGGAAAUGUCAUCGAUGUCAAAAGACGGGGCACAAGGCGAAGGACUGCAGGAACGAUCCAGAAGAAGAUGAAGCAGAAGCAAACACAGCGAGCGGCAGAAAGGCGGUUGUGUUCAUGAGCGGAAAGUGCAAGGAGAACUGCAGCCGGAGAAAAAUUACCUUCAAGCUGGACUCCGGUGCUAGCAAUCAUCUAGUGAAUCGGAAGGAGUAUUUCGUUCGAUUGAAAAAAAAAUUGAAGCAUCCAGUCAAUAUUGCUGUGGCGAAGGACGAUGAAUCGAUUACCGCGUGGCACAAAGGACAAAUCGUAGGAAUCAAUAGCCAAGGAGUUGAGUGCCGCAUAGAUGACGUUCUGUAUGUGCCUGAUGUAAGAGCAAAUCUGCUUUCCGUGAAGAAGAUGGCCGAAGCUGGAGUUAACGUUUCUUUCGGGGCAUUGGCAGCUGAGAUGAAAUACGACGGCGAUAUCAUUGGUGUGUGCCCUGUGAGAGGCAAUUUCUACGAGCUGGAUAUCUACCAGGAACAGGCGGCUGCGAAUUUGUGCGAUCAAGCUCGAGGCAUUGAAGGAUCUUCGGAAAAGACGAAUCAACCUGCUACCGGAAGACUUGAGCAAGAGGGGGAGAGACCAGAUGAGAACAGCGACGGCCAAGAAAGCUUCUGUGACGAUGGAGAAAUUUUAUACGAUGCUCAAGACAUUCCGAACGCGCUCCCUUCGCAACUUGAACAUGGUCGAUACCUCGAUAUGGUGACCAUGAGGCGCAGCGAAUGGGAGCGCAUGUUUCCCGAUCGACAUUCGGAGAUACCACGAACAAAGCACGUGCUGGCCGGUGCAAACAGUGCUGUUGCGAGACGUUCAGGAUCGCAGUUUCGUCCCCGAGAUGCGUCAAUACCAUUCGAUACGAUUGCUGGCCACCCCGAUGAAGCACCAUGGAUGAUGACGAAUUCGAACGGCGUCUGGAAGGUGGAGAUGCACCCGCCUGAUAUUGAACCACGACAGUCAAAGCAAGUGGUCCGGCCAAAGCAUCGGAAACUGACGAAGCGUAAGGGAUCGACUGAUUGAGAGGGGGUGUUGAAGAUCGAAGUAAUCAAGUACCCCGUACGCUAUCCUAGUUACCCGAUCAAUACAUUACCCUAGUAACCUGGUUGUUGACGAGUGUCAACAAGUGAAAAUUUCUAUUCAUUCUCUGUUAAACCUCCGUCCUGUGAAGACCUAAAUAUAAGUUGUUCUUAGUUCAACCACUGCGUUAGUUUCUACCUUCAAGACAAAGUUGUUUACAAAUUCCUUAUUUUUAAAAGGUAACUUUGAACUCG